Messenger RNA from Eptesicus fuscus (big brown bat), 1690 nucleotides. It is a transcript of the gene ARPC1B, whose product is annotated as actin related protein 2/3 complex subunit 1B. Bases 316 to 1434 code for a protein of 372 amino acids. Gene Ontology annotation, cellular component: actin cytoskeleton; Arp2/3 protein complex. The record is from RefSeq and is a predicted model, not a curated record. Lineage: Eukaryota; Metazoa; Chordata; Mammalia; Chiroptera; Vespertilionidae. Gene Ontology annotation, biological process: Arp2/3 complex-mediated actin nucleation. Gene Ontology annotation, molecular function: actin filament binding. The transcript has 10 exons.
GGUGGGGAGGGACGUGCGCGCGGCCGUCCGGCUGCCCAGGCGGCGCUCCGGGCUCUGAGCUCGGUUUCCCCGCCCAGACCGCGGCGGGGUCGGUCCCGGACAACGUCUGGGUGCCCCGGGGCCGGGCAGCCCCCAAACGCAGCGAGGUGGGCGGGGCCUCUGCCCUCCGGCCGCCCGCCCCCGCCCCGUCCCCUCGGAGCCGCGGCUGCAGGCCCCGCCCGCCGCCCACGAGGAAGUAGCUGCGGGUCCCGGAGCCGGCUCGGCGCGUCGACUGCCCAGAGUCCGCGGCCGGGAGCCCCGAGGAGCUGAGAAGCCAUGGCCUACCACAGCUUCCUGAUGGAGCCCAUCAGCUGCCACGCCUGGAACAAGGACCGCACACAGAUUGCCAUCUGCCCCAACAACCAUGAAGUGCACAUCUAUGAGAAGAGUGGAGCCAAGUGGGUCAAGGUGCAUGAGCUCAAAGAGCACAACGGGCAGGUGACAGGCAUUGACUGGGCCCCUGAGAGUAACCGCAUUGUGACCUGCGGCACAGACCGCAACGCCUACGUGUGGACACUGAAGGGCCGCACGUGGAAGCCCACCCUCGUCAUCCUGCGGAUCAACCGGGCCGCUCGCUGUGUGCGCUGGGCCCCCAACGAGAACAAGUUCGCUGUGGGCAGCGGCUCCCGGGUCAUCUCCAUCUGCUAUUUCGAACAGGAAAAUGACUGGUGGGUGUGCAAGCACAUCAAGAAGCCCAUUCGCUCCACCGUCCUCAGCCUGGACUGGCACCCCAACAACGUGCUCCUGGCCGCAGGCUCCUGCGACUUCAAGUGCCGGAUAUUCUCAGCCUACAUAAAGGAAGUGGAGGAGCGACCAGCACCCACCCCUUGGGGCUCCAAGAUGCCCUUUGGGGAGCUGAUGUUUGAGUCCAGCAGUAGCUGCGGCUGGGUGCACGGUGUCUGCUUUUCAGCCAGUGGCAGCCGCGUGGCCUGGGUCAGCCACGACAGCACGGUGUGCCUGGCUGAUGCCGACAAGAAGAUGGCAGUCACAACACUGGCCUCUGAAACGCUGCCACUGCUGGCCGUGACCUUCAUCACAGAAAACAGUCUGGUGGCUGCGGGCCACGACUGCUUUCCGGUGCUUUUUACCUACGACGGCGCCGCGGGGACGCUGAGCUUCGGUGGGCGGCUGGACGUGCCCAAACAAAACUCUCAGCGCGGCUUGACAGCCCGCGAGCGCUUCCAGAACCUCGACAAGAAGGCGAGCUCCGAGGGCGGCGUGGCUGGCGGCACGGGCUUAGACUCGCUGCACAAGAACAGCGUCAGCCAGAUCUCGGUGCUCAGUGGGGGUAAGGCCAAGUGCUCACAGUUCUGCACUACUGGCAUGGACGGUGGCAUGAGCAUCUGGGAUGUGAAGAGCUUGGAAUCAGCCUUGAAGGACCUCAAGAUCAAAUGACCUGUGAGGAGAAUGUUGGCCUCAUCCCAGCUGCUGGGGGAGGGUCAGGAAGCUAAGGCUCGCUUUGCUGCGUAUUUCUAGAGUACCCAUAGGGGAAAGGGAGGGGAGGGGGUUGGGAGCUUUUCUUACCUAUUUGAAGGAACAUGUGCCUUUUUCUUAAACAAAUACUUUCAUUUAUUGUAAAAAAGGUCCCCAAAGCACUCUGCUGGUCAUGAACUGCUUCAAAACGUGGAGGUAAUAAAAAUACAAUUGUAGA